AUGUCAAGCGAAGGGUCGAGUUCAAGUACAAAGCAACUGCCCAAGAAAAAACGUGUUGUAUCUUCGCAAUUAAGACUUUCCAAAGUAGAUCAAACAACUAAUGAUGAUUCCAAAGGUUCAUCUCCUACCUCCCCUCAUGUUAGGACAGAAUUACCAGACCUUAUACCCCAGAAACGUCCACCAAACAAACCUAUAAUCCGUACUGUAUCACCCAAGACUUAUAAUGAUUUUGACAUUGAUUUGACUUCCUUGGAUACUUCCACUACGCAAGUUUCUUCUUUACCACCCCUGACGGAGGAUGGCCAGCAUUAUUUGGAAGAAAGUCAUGGUGAUGAGAAACAUCAUGAAGUGACAAAAGCAGAGCUCAAGAAAGCAAGCGAAUUGACAUCGAUUUUUUUGGAUACGAGGAAAUUGCUAAGCGUUGAGAGAAACGUUGUUGACCCAACAUCUGAAACUCCAGAGAAAUUGCAGCAAGAUAGUUUGUCAAACAUUAAGAUUUCAAGAGGAACACUUAUUAGAGCCGAAAAAGUGAAGACCACUUUAGCUGUUAAGUAUCUUUAUAUCCAGAGAACAUAUGAGUGGAAUGAACAGCAUAAGGAUACAAAUGAACAUCCCGGAGUUGAAGGAGUUUACAAUCCUAUUCAAAUUAUAAGAAAUCGAAAGAUCAGAAACAAAUAUAAUGAACAUCCGCAACCAUUAAUCCAUAUGAAAACUAUUCCUUUGGCUUGUAAUGUUUUUAGUCUGCAUAAUGCUGAAGCAAAAUAUGAUGGUUCUGCUGGACGGAAAAGAAAACAUUGGAAAAUGAUGUGGGCAAUUGAUUUAAAUGAAUUUGUUGGAGAUCCUAGAUGGAGAGUUAAUCAUUGGAACGAGCUUAAAGAUCCUCAUGGCAAUUUAUGGUUUCCAAAUUUAACACCAGACGAAGACGAAGAGCAGCAUUCACAUUCUCAAUCAGCUGGCUCUAGUAAGAAAAAGAUUUUCACUUUGAAAAGUAAACAUGGCGAUAAAUUAACAGAUGAGGAUCUGUCACAGGCAGAACAUGAAUAUGAUGAAUUUAGUGGAAUUAAGUUGAGAAAUCAUAACCGGAAAAUUUCCAUGGAAGCAGGUUCAAGUUCAGAUACCGAUUUGCAUAAUUUUAAAAUCACUCGUUCAAAAUCACCAAAGAGACAUAAAAUUAGAAAUAAAAUGAAGAAAUUCUAUGCUGGUGGUAGUAAUGGAUCUAGUGGCGGAGGAGGAAAUGGUGGUGGUGGUGGGGAUUCUUCAAGUUCAUCUAAUGCUAUCAAUGAAUUCUCAACCACAGAGGAAAGACAGGCUUAUGCUGAAAAACAGGUUGCAUCAGAAAGGCAAGAAAUGAAUGACAAUGAUCCAUUGGCAAAACAGUUUUUCAAAAGACUUACCCCACCAACAUUUGAAGAUUCUGAUUCAAUGCCUUCAGAGUUAGCUUUACCACAGAUUCGUGUAGAGCCUACAACACCAACGUCUAAGUUUGAUGAAGAUGAUGAAAUGCCGGACAUUAACAUGAAACAAUCAGUACUGCAGGUUGAAUUUAUACCAUCAGAUAAACGUGGAAGCUCAGAAUUACAUACACAUGCUCAUUCUAGUUCCGAAGGCACAGCUAGUGGCAGUGCUAUUACUGGAGAAGACGAGACAGGUGAUGGUGAUUUACAGACACCCAGUGAAGAUAAUCUGGAAGUAGUAAAGGCAAAGUGUGAUGAAAUUUUUGAUGAACGUGAAUUGAUAUUUCAAAAUAUUGCAUUGAAUUUAGAAUAUUUUCAACAAUAUGUCAAUCUUAGGUCACAAUAUUUACUUACUGUUUAUCCUAAUUAUCUUGAAGUUGUGGACAAAAAAGUCCAACAAGUGACUCGAAUUUCCGUUUAUGAUAUUUUAACAACUAUAUCCAAAAUCAAUGAUGAUUACAUUCCAGCAUAUGAAGAUUUAUAUGCUGGAUUUAUGGAAGAGAUAAAAUCGGUAAUCCAUAUGGUUAAUGAUGUGUAUUCGAUCAAGAUUGAUACUUUGUUGAGUGCAAGUGACAGAUCAAUUUCAGAAAUCAAUGCUUCAUUGUCUUUAGAUUUAAGAAAAAUAACAGAAAGAUUGGAUUAUUUGGAUCAAUCAAUAAGUGCAAAUGUUUUCCAUGGUACAUUACUGAAAAAGAAGAGCAUUAGUAAUGUGGGUUGGAUAUAUAAAGUUCUUUAUUCAUGUCUUGAAAAUUUUAUAAUUAUUGCUUUAAGAGCUAUUUGGAUAGUUGUUAAUAUUUACAAAGCUUUUAAAUAUGUCGUUCUUUUACUUUGGAAGUUUGUUAAAUUUAUAUUUUGGUAA
This is a messenger RNA of Candida tropicalis MYA-3404, 2313 nucleotides long. RefSeq lists its product as uncharacterized. Bases 1 to 2313 code for a protein of 770 amino acids. The transcript has a single exon. The record is from RefSeq and is a predicted model, not a curated record. NCBI's taxonomy places the organism in Eukaryota, Fungi, Ascomycota, Pichiomycetes, Serinales, Debaryomycetaceae.